This is a messenger RNA of Pleurotus ostreatus (oyster mushroom), 999 nucleotides long. RefSeq lists its product as uncharacterized. Bases 1 to 999 code for a protein of 332 amino acids. The transcript has 5 exons. The record is from RefSeq and is a predicted model, not a curated record. NCBI's taxonomy places the organism in Eukaryota, Fungi, Basidiomycota, Agaricomycetes, Agaricales, Pleurotaceae.
AUGGUCCAGAGCAACAAAUUCUCAGCUUGGAUUGAAAUAGAGGGGGUUCCGACUAAAGAAUACAAUGUAGAGAUCGCAGAACACGAAGGUGGAGUCCCGGUCGUUACGUGUUGGAUUGCAUCGGAGGAGGCAAAGACGUUCAGUGUACAUUUUAAGGAUGUAUCCUGCUCUGCUGACACAUGGUGGAGGCUGAGCGCAGAUGGUUUGCCGAUACCAGGACCAAUUCUAGGGCCAAAACGCAAGGGACGUCCGUCUGAAGUGACCGGUACGAUCAAGGAUGUACCCGUAUCUUCAACAGAGACGAGUCCUCUCGUGUUCUCGAAGAUCACCACGACUGACGAUGACGCAUAUAUGCACUCUGCGAUCGACCCUAAAUUUGGGGAAAUCACGCUAUCUGCGUGGUCUACUCGACUGGGGAGAUACCUCAAGGGGGAAUCUAGGACGGAGACAACUUCUGCUGCUCCGCGUUUGGGAGGACCAGUCCAUGAAACGUCUAAGAAAAUAGGAGGCCAUUGCGUUAGCUUCGGAAAGCCUGUCCAGGUUAAACGGACACCGGGCAUCAAAAAUAGCAGGCCCGCGACACACUAUUUGGAGCGUGUCGAGCGUUUGGUCUCUUUCAGUUUCAAAUACCGCCCUCUCGGUACGACUUUGGCUUUGUUGCCCUUUUACUUUACAUCCAUUCGCGGCAAAGCAUUAUUACAGGCAAACGGCAUUGCUCCCCCUCCGCCCACCGUUGAACCUGCCUCAAUGAUCUCCAGACGCAGCCCCGAAUCCGGGGGUCAGAGUACCAACGCCCAUCCUGUUGACACAGAAGAAGUAGAUCUCUUAAGACAACAACUUCAACUCAUUCAGAAGCGGUUGGACGAGAUCGACAAACCUCGAGGUGUGAAACGAGAACCCGAUACGGCCGACCAUAAAGCCAAUAAAAGGAGGAAACGCGUGAAGACGGAGGGUCAAGUUCCGAUUUUCAUACCUGGCGAAGUCAUCGACCUUACUUGA